Messenger RNA from Psilocybe cubensis, 2001 nucleotides. RefSeq lists its product as uncharacterized. The transcript has 6 exons. The record is from RefSeq and is a predicted model, not a curated record. Bases 1 to 2001 code for a protein of 666 amino acids. Lineage: Eukaryota; Fungi; Basidiomycota; Agaricomycetes; Agaricales; Agrocybaceae.
AUGAGGCGCGCUAUUCUGGGGUUUCGACCAUACGCGCACAGGGUGCGCACGUUGAUAACUCAAGCGAUACGUGUGGACCAAAUUUUUCAUCAAAUCCCUCCUGCCCCACCGCCAUCCUUGUUGUCUUCUUCAACAGCUUUUCCGUUUCCACCCAGUCCACCGACUUCUUGUACACAUUGGGAAGAGGGCGAAAUAGCUCAUCGAAAGUUUUUCGAAUGUCUGCGAUCCCUUCAUGAUGGUGUGUCGUAUAAUCGGAAACGACGCGUCGAAUGGCCAGUAGAAUCCGCGAACCCGUCAAGUCUCUCACCGGCAGAUUACAUGCAAGCUCUCAUAUCCCCUGUUACAAGGAUAUUUGACCAGCUCCACGACUCCGACUUGUUUGUACGGCAGAAAGAUCUCAUAGGGUGUACUAAAGUUGACCUCGGAAAUUCCAUCGUCGGGGUUACUUUUACUGCCCAGGAAUACAAGGAGUGGAAUCUUUCUCCUCCGUACAUUUUGUUUGUGCCGGAUGAGCUGUUUGAACCUGAUGGACGCACAUGCUCCCCCGGAGUCGAACUCGCACUGUCAAAAAUCUCAAAUGCCGCACCUUCCGUCGUCGUAACAAAUUUCAAAGAAAUUACCGUCUUCUUUACGAAACAAGGAGGUUACAGACCUACAGGCAAAGAUGUCUUUAUCAAAGUGCCGACAUCCCAGAUUCCAGCGACGUUAAGAAUUUUAUCGACGGCUUGCCUGCUUGACUCAUUACCACCGCUUGGAUUUAUCAAACGGCCAGAUUUAUUGACGUUGAUGAUGAAAAGGAAAAAUGACUCCAUUUUACUUAUGGGACCGCCUCAAAACCCUGACGAACCUCUGCAACCCGAUGAGCACUUGUUUGCUACCUGUCGUCGGAAUUCUGACUUUGAUCACGUUACGUUGAUACGAGAUCGUAAUAGGGCGCUUCAAUUUUUUCGAUGGAAUAAACAUAUGCUGCAACGUAAAUCCGAACUGGUUGCUCAAGCUAACAGCACCUUGCAUGGGAUCACAAACCAACGUUUCGAUUCAGAUGUAGAGAUUCCGCCCCACGUGUAUCCAUUCGAUCCAUCAGAGAUACCCUUGGACACUAAAAAUCACCUCCAAAUGAUUCACCGCGAGUCGCCAUUGUCUCCAGGCGGGCUUGACAAGGCAUUGGCACAAAGCAAAUCGUUUACACUUCACAUUCACGACAUGAUAGCGGAAGGAGCGAAGAAGGGAUUUUGUACUGUCUACCGCUGCCAGCUUGCCUCGAUCGAUGGGCGCCCUGUGUCCGCCUCCCAUGUACUGUGUUUGAAACUUUUUGACGACCGAUUCCAAGAUUUACAUGACUCGAUCAACGAUAAAGACCCCAUCCCAGUGUGGUUCAAUACGGUGUUCAAUGCCGAGGAAUGCGCUGAUAUCGAGAUGUGGGCCUACGACAAACUUCGCUCUGUACAGGGAACGGUUAUUCCUUGGUUCUAUGGACAACAUCAGUUUACGCUACCUGAUGGCACGGCCGUUCAAGGAUUACUCAUGGAAUAUAUUGACGGAUACAACCUCGACUCUAAACGCGCCAGCGAGUUGAGUCCUGCGCAACAGAUUCAAGUUAUCCAAAGUUGUCGCCAUGCAGUCCGUAUUCUAGACAUUGGGGAUAUAUCGCAAACAGAUUGGCACGCUGGCCAGCUCUUGCUGUACUCGCAUCCAACUGCGCAAGUAGAAUGUGCCGUGCUCAUCGACUUCGCCAUGACAAUUCAAACAAUGCACCCGGAUUACGUCAAUUUAUUUCAAAAUUGCUCCAGAAUGAUGGACGUACUAUUGCUUGCUGGACCACGCGAUGGAGGGCUUGACCCAGAUUUGAUUUUCGAGCACUACGACGAUCCUGACAAGUGGGAUCCUACAACUGCAUCAGUCUCGGACAAGAAAGGGCGCAGAAAAUGGAUCGAGUACAGAGGAACUCUGUUCCCUUUCAUAAAUCUUACACCACCUGAACCCAUACCGCUCUUUCCAUAG